Molecule: messenger RNA, 627 nt
Organism: Chanos chanos (milkfish)
Lineage: Eukaryota; Metazoa; Chordata; Actinopteri; Gonorynchiformes; Chanidae
Exons: 4
Coding region: 1-627 (208 amino acids)
Source: RefSeq, a predicted model, not a curated record
AUGCUGGCUGAGCAGGAGCGCCUGUCCCGGUGUCAGUUUGAUAAAUUAGGCAAGCUGGCGGGCCAGGAGACAGAACAUGAGCCCCGGGAGGGGGAAAGACCACAGGAGAAAGAGGCAGAAGGUGAUGAACAGAGCUCGGUGGACUCCCCCGCCAGCACCAACAUGGUACGUGCCGAGUGCGAGUGGGAAGUGCCAAUGUGUGUACCUCUGCCUAUCGAAGUCCUGAGUCCAGAACAAGCCUUCCCUCUCUUGGACACAACUCUCGCUGACCUUGGCAUCGAGGAGUCUGCGGUGAAGGAACGUAUUGUAUGGGUAGACACCAAACGUACGCAGGUCAAAGGUGGGAAAUCUGGGAAGCUGAGGGAGAAAGAGGUCACGGUUCUAGAGGUACGGGUCAAAGCUCAGCAUCCAGGUGACCCUGUGACCCAGGAGGUCCUUUUCAGCACCGAGUCCCACACAGACCGCUCGUACUGCCGCAGUGGAGUGGACAUCAUUCCGUGGAAACACAGAGAACCAGUGGAAGAGGAAUUGCCGUCAGUUGAGAUGGUCAUGGCGGUAGAGACCUGGUCGAAACCAAGCAAAUGGCAAAAGACAGAGGAAACCGUGGAGGUGAACAGUGCGGAGUGA